AUGUUGACUUUCGCAAUUCCACACGUCGGCUCACGCAUUUGCGAUGCUGCGAUGCUCUCAACUCAUGCUGACCAUUUUUCUUUGACACGCACAGGCUCUCUCGAACCAGCUCUUCUCUUCGAGCUCGCGGCGCGCAACAACAUCUCGUUACCCUCCCCAUCCGUCGACCCGGCCUUCGAAACCACAACCACGCUCCUGGCGCGCUACCGACGCUUCACCAGCCUCGACGACUUCCUGCACUACUACUUCAUCGGCAUGUCUGUGCUGAUCACGGCGUCGGACUUCGAGAGUUUGGGGUAUGAAUACUUCAAGCGUGCGCACGGCGACGGACUCGUGCACGCCGAAGUCUUCUUCGACCCUCAAGCCCACACGGCGCGUGGCGUGAGCUACCGCACCGUAAUCGACGGGUUCACGACGGCGCAGCGACGCGCAAAGGCCGAUUUCGGAAUCACCUCGGAGCUGAUCGUGUGCAUGCUGCGCCACCUGCCGCCCGCCGACUGCGACGCCAUGUACCGCACGGCGAUCCCGGACUUUGAGGCCGGCGUGAUCAAAGGCCUGGGCCUGGAUUCCACCGAGAAGGGCAACCCGCCGAUCUUGUUCAAGGACACGUACGCCGACGCCGAGCGCCGCGGUUUCCAGCGCACUGCUCAUGCCGGCGAAGAGGCCGGCGUCGACUACAUGGUGUCGGCGCUGCACGAUCUGCACGUCACCCGUGUGGACCAUGGCAUCAAGUUGCCGGAGGACCCGAAGGUCAUGAAGGAGUUUGCCGAUAGGAAGGUUAUGGUCACCUUGUGUCCGUUGUCGAAUGUCGAGUUGCGCUGCGUCAAGAAGGUCGCUGAGUUGCCUGUCCGCACGUAUCUGGACCAGGGCGUCCGCUUUAGCAUCAAUAGUGACGACCCGGCGUAUUUCGGCGGCUAUAUUCUCGACAACUACUGUGCUGUCCAGGACGCUUUUGGCUUGUCUAAGUCGGAAUGGGCCCGUGUGGUCACGCAGAGUAUUGAGGGAAGCUGGUGCGGUGAUGCAAGGAAAGAGGAGAUGAAGAAGAUGUUGGAUCAAGUCAUGAACAAGUUUGACUCUUGA
Molecule: messenger RNA, 1080 nt
Organism: Capronia coronata CBS 617.96
Lineage: Eukaryota; Fungi; Ascomycota; Eurotiomycetes; Chaetothyriales; Herpotrichiellaceae
Product: adenosine deaminase
Exons: 1
Coding region: 1-1080 (359 amino acids)
Biological process (GO): hypoxanthine salvage; purine ribonucleoside monophosphate biosynthetic process; adenine catabolic process
Cellular component (GO): nucleus; cytosol
Molecular function (GO): adenine deaminase activity
Source: RefSeq, a predicted model, not a curated record